AUGGCUAUUCGCGAGGACCUGGUCGCGUCGGCGGCGAAGUUCCUACAAGACCCCAGCGUUGCCUCAUCUCCGGUCGAAAAGAAAGUUGCUUUCCUCCAAGCUAAAAAUCUCACUCAAGAAGAGAUCACUGCCGCGCUCGCACGAGUAGGCCGUCAGGCCACGCCCGCGCCGGCGUACACCAGCCAGCCCCAGACAACGUCUGAUGUUGCGCAGCCAUCGCAGUACUAUGGGCAAUAUCCACCUCAGUAUCCGCCUUAUGGGUGGCAGCAACCGCCGCCUCAGCCGGUUCCGCGGCGGGAUUGGAGGGACUGGUUCAUCAUGGCGACGGUAGUCAGCGGGGUGUCGUAUGGGCUUUACAGCCUAGGGAAGCGCUACGUUUACCCGUUAAUUGCGCCACCAACACCAGAGCGGCUCGAGCAGGAUAAGAAGUCCAUCGACGAGCAGUUUGAAAAGACUUUUGCCCUUGUUGAGCAGCUCGCCAAGGACACCGAGACUCUCAAGACGGCAGAGAAGGAACGUACCGAGAGGUUAGACACGGCGCUUAACGAGCUCGAGACGGUCAUCAACGACCUCAAGUCAGCGAAUAGGCGACGCGAUGACGAGGCGCAGCGUGUACGGGACGACGUGCAGAAUCUCAAGGACGCCAUCCCGCGGGCACUCAAUAACCAGAAGGAUCUGACCGACACCCGGCUUCGGGAAGUCAAUGCAGAGCUUAAGAGCCUCAAGACACUUAUCACCCAGCGCAUGAACCCAACGGCAACGUCGACCAGCGUCAGCAACUACCUGCGCCCGGCGGCUAGCGGAAACGCCAUGCCGAGCAGCCCGGCCGCGACUACCCCGGCGCCGGCAGAGAGCGCAAGCGCCGAGACCAAGGAGGAGCCGAAGCCGGCGCAGGACUACCUCUCGAGCGCCAACCGCAGCUCGCCAUUCAGCAGCGGGAUGCAGGCCAGGGCAUCGAUUCCGGCGUGGCAGAUGAUGGCAUCGAAAAGCGCCGAGUCGUCCAGCUCGCCGGCCGCGAAUGGCACGGCUGCUGCGAGUAGCAAUGAGACAGCAGAGGCUUCCGGCAGCGCUUGA
Messenger RNA from Parathielavia appendiculata, 1074 nucleotides. RefSeq lists its product as uncharacterized. The coding region runs from base 1 to 1074 and encodes 357 amino acids. The record is from RefSeq and is a predicted model, not a curated record. The transcript is spliced from 3 exons. Gene Ontology annotation, molecular function: signaling receptor binding. Gene Ontology annotation, biological process: protein import into peroxisome matrix, docking. NCBI's taxonomy places the organism in Eukaryota, Fungi, Ascomycota, Sordariomycetes, Sordariales, Chaetomiaceae. Gene Ontology annotation, cellular component: peroxisomal membrane; peroxisomal importomer complex.